UUUCAUGCUUGAUGCGAUAUUUCAGAUCUGCAGAAACCCACAAGAGCCUUUGAAUUUCGUCUGAAGUGAAGUCCUUCAACGUCAAACAGCUGCGACCCUUUAAAUCCACACGGCUGUGCAAAGCAAACCCACUUCUGUGCAAGGUGAUAAAGAGUCCAUGUCAGUGGGUGAGCCACACUGUGUGUUCUCUUGUUUGUGGAGCAAAGAGGCGGGCCCUUCUUUAAGGGGGGAAAAGAAGGAAUGCGCUGGAAGUUUUCCUGCACACGUUUGAAGAGCGUCUUUUCCCGUCCUUGUCCUGUCCUGUCCCGCUUCUCACGGCAUGGACAUGUGGUCCACUCUGCUGAUCCUGUGCGGCGUUCACGUCUACUUCUGCUCUGCAUACGAAGGGUCAGGACAGCCCGCCCCCGGAGAUGAGGACUGGUAUUCUCAUGCAUUUAAAGGCACGGCGUGGUGCGCGCCAAUAAAGGUGAAACAUGGCGACGUGAGCUGCCGUACUCCCAGAGGGGAACAUUACAAGAACGUCAUGGGAACACGCUGUAAAAUCCGCUGCAAGCAAGGAUACGAGACGCCGAGCACGGAAGUGGUGUGCAUGGCCAGCAAACACUGGUCCUCCAAUUAUGCAUGUCGAGAGAUCCGCUGUCCCAAGAUGAGCAUGCCAGCUAAUGGCGGCUACAAGUGUUCGGACGGCUCCUACUACAGUUCCCGCUGUGAGUUUUUCUGCGCGGAAGGAUUCACUCUUAAGGGCUCCAAGACGGCCACCUGCCAGCACAACAAGGUGUGGAGCGCCACAGUCCCCACCUGUGUUGACGUUGAUCCUCCAAAAAUCAAGUGUCCUCAUGUGAAGGACAAGUGGGCCGAACCAGGCAAGCUCACAGCCAGGGUGAGGUGGGACACUCCAGAGGGUUUGGACACGGCCGAUGGCGUCCUAACAGAUGUGAUACUGAAAGGGAAACCACCAAAGUCUAAUUUCCCUGAGGGUCUUCACAAGAUGUCCUACACUGUGUUGGACCGUGCGGGAAACAUCGGGUCAUGUCGCUUCACUGUCCGAGUGAGAGUGCGACGCUGCAGUCCACUGUUCCCCCCCGAGAACGGCUACAUGAAGUGCGACAGCGACGGAGACAACUACGGCGCCACCUGCCAAUUCACCUGCAUGGGCGGCUCCGAUCUACAGGGCAGCGCUGCCAGGGUGUGCCAGUAUGGACUCACCUGGUCCGGAAUUGACACCACCUGUGCGCCCAUGAACAUUAACGUGGGGGUGCGGAGGGCGUCCGCCCUGCUGGACCAGUUCUACGAGAAGCGACGACUGCUCAUUAUCUCCGCCCCGACGGCUGCCAAUCAUAAUUACCGCUUCCAGAUGACCAAUCUACAGCACGCCCAGUGUGGACUGGACCUGCGUCACGUGACCGUCAUUGAGCUGGUGGGGAAUUACCCGGCUCAGAUUGGCCGCAUUCGACACAGACUUCUUCCCCCGAUGCUGUCCUUGCAGCUCAGGUUACAGCUCCAGAUUCCUCAGAGGUCCUUCCAGAUGGUCUUGGUAGACAAGCAGGGCACAGACAAACAACGCUACCCCUUCCCCAUCACGGCGGCCGAGCUCUUCACCACCAUUGACACGUUUCCUCUGCGUAAAGACGAGAUGGUUCUGCAGCAGGCGGCCGGACAGAACUGUCAAUCAUAACGGGCCCCUGUGGACUUGGCCCCUGGACUUGCAGCCAUCUUCGGUAAGACAACACACCCUCGUGCAGGAACUCACACAGUCUUCAAAGUGUGUGUGUGUGUGUGUGUGUGUGUGUGUGUGUGUGUGUGUGUCAAGUCACAUGUCACAACAAUCAUAUUGAUUCCUGUGUCUUGUCUUCUUCCUGUUUGUACUUUUUUUAAAUAAUUGUUUUUCAAAACAAAAGAAUGUUUUGUACAAAAAAGUAUUUUUACUGUACGGAGUGUACAAUUCUGCUAUUUAUGUCCCACCUCUGUAAUAAUAAUAUUAAUAAUAAUAAUGUAUUCUCACA
Nerophis ophidion (straightnose pipefish) is the source of this 2003-nucleotide messenger RNA. It is a transcript of the gene srpx, whose product is annotated as sushi-repeat containing protein X-linked. The coding region runs from base 320 to 1675 and encodes 451 amino acids. The record is from RefSeq and is a predicted model, not a curated record. The transcript has 11 exons. NCBI's taxonomy places the organism in Eukaryota, Metazoa, Chordata, Actinopteri, Syngnathiformes, Syngnathidae. Gene Ontology annotation, molecular function: protein binding.